AUGGAACAGAACAUGAAGGUUUUGAACGUUCGCCAUCAUAAGAAACGUGAUCAAGCGCAUUCUGUUGUGGGAACUGGUAACUAUAUGGCACCGGAAGUCAUUUUAAAGAUUGGUCACACGCAACUUUGUGACUGGUGGUCAGUUGGUGUCAUACUGUAUGAAAUGGUUUUCGGUAGGCCUCCAUUCAUGUCCGUUGCUGAUGAUCCGAAAGAGACUCAGUACAAGAUUAUCAAUUGGCCACGAUAUCUUGAUGUUUCUCCGCGAGCCGGAGGUGCUCACCUGUCGCGUGACUGCAUCUCACUUAUACAGCGUCUGUGCUGUGACAAAAAUAACAGAAUCGGGUCGAUUGGAGCGCGAGAAGUGAUGGAUCAUCCUUGGUUUAGAGGCAUCGAUUUCAAAAAUCUACGAUCUACACGUGCUGAAUAUAUACCGAGGGUUGAGCAUGCUGAAGAUACGUCCAACUUCGAGGCUGUUGAGGUAACCGAGUCACCGUUCGAAACCUUGGGCAAACGAGCUCCAAAUAACCCGGCUUUCUACGAGUUCACUUUCCGUCACUUUUUUGACACCGAUGGUCAGGGUUGUCCAAGUCUUCGACCGCCACAAAAACGUCCACCGCUUGCGCCAUUGUUUGAAAGUACUGGGGCAAGGCAUGAGACAGUGAGCAGCUCGGAGUCGAUCGUGAUUUGA
Molecule: messenger RNA, 687 nt
Organism: Cylicostephanus goldi
Lineage: Eukaryota; Metazoa; Nematoda; Chromadorea; Rhabditida; Strongylidae
Source: the annotation of a GenBank genome assembly